This is a messenger RNA of Volvox carteri f. nagariensis, 4080 nucleotides long. RefSeq lists its product as uncharacterized. Gene Ontology annotation, biological process: regulation of DNA-templated transcription. The record is from RefSeq and is a predicted model, not a curated record. Bases 1 to 4080 code for a protein of 1359 amino acids. NCBI's taxonomy places the organism in Eukaryota, Viridiplantae, Chlorophyta, Chlorophyceae, Chlamydomonadales, Volvocaceae. The transcript has 29 exons.
AUGACGCUUUCAAGGGCGGCCUCUUUGCGCUCAGCAAAUUCUGAAACAUCUUCAGCUGGUGAUGCGACUGAGCGCCUGCGGAAGCGGCAUGGACUUGGCACAAACCAGGAUGGAGACGGGGAGGAAGAGGAGGACUUGCUGGAACAAAACAAGACACUGCAGGAGGCGGUCUUCAGUGCAAUGUACUGCCUGUCCCGCAGCCGUACUGCUGACAGUUGGCGCUGGGCGACACUGAAGCUGGUCUUGGAGGGCCUUGUGCCCUUUCUAGUUGUAUUCAAUCCGCACCAUUGGCCCCUGGACACCGGCAACCCAGUUUGGCAGGUGGUACGGGCCGCCAGGACCAUAGGCAUCAGCACCGCCACCGCCACCGCCACCGCCACUAACCCACCGGCAUUGCCAGCCGCAGCAGCAACUCCCCCUUCCCCCUGCACAAAAGCACAAUUGCCAGCACCAGACACAGGUCCAGCACGAAACAAGAACAUUUCCUUGUCCAAUCAUACCUACGUAUAUUGCCCGCCGUCUGAACAGGGCUAUCGUACGUACGUCAACAUCUUUUACGCGCUUGUGUGCCUUAUCUAUUCGGUGGUGAUUUCCAUUGGUGUCCUCACGCUGGCCAUGAGGCGGCAGCUGCUUCAAAAGUUCACCGAUGCACUGUUCAACAUGGCCUACGUGGCCGUGUUCGACUACAUCAUGUUCCUGUUCAACUGUCGCUUCGGAUCUCCGGGUCACCCGCACAACUACUGGAGCGACUUGGUCGCCAGCUGCGAUCUGAGUCCGGUGGCAACGGGCAUAACUGCUUCUCCGGCCGCCGUGACCAGGCUUCAGGUGCUGGUGCUCAAGGCUUUGUUUGUGGUGGCUGCUGACACGCUAGUCGCUGUUGGUAAGCCCCAAGCCGUGGUGAUGCUGGUGCUGGCGCUGGGAAUCUGCUGGUUGAACUUUCGGGCGCUGCCCUUCCUGAGGCUGUACGUCAACGACAUCUGGGUGGCCGUCUGGGUCGCAGUGUCGUAUCUAUGCACGAUACAUGUGGUAAUGGAUCUCCGUAACGACAAGGAAGCCGGGCUAAUGACGCGGGUCGUACUGUACGGCACAUUUCCGGCGCUGGUAACCGGGGCUGUCGUGACGGCGGUAUGGUCUCGUUGGCGAUUGCGCCCUGCUGCCGCCUACCGGGGUUUGGAUAUUGUCACGGCGCGUCAGCGCAAGUUGAACAAAUUUUCGUCGCCAGCUGACGUAGAGGUCGUGGCACGGGUCAUGCGGCACUUCGAUUCAGAGGGUGUAAUCCUGGAGGAGGCCGCCCAGCUGGGGGAGACCAUCAUCAAGUGCGGCAUGGCUGUGUUUCCCGGCCACGUGGGCCUCCUGAUUCUGUACGCCAACUUCCUGAUGGAGCCUGGUUCAGCGCUACCAGAUUUUCAGCACCAUCGAGAACAGCAAGCGGCUCAAGGACGGGCGGUUAUCCGGGUGCAUAAGGCCUCCCUGGCCGCUCAGCGGGAGGUCUGGCAGCUGAUGCAGCACCCCGCAGUGAAGGCGGCGGCGAUGGAUGCGGCGCUGCGUGCUCUGGAUGCGACAGCUGAGGCUGCACACAGGGUGUAUCGGAGGGUCCUCGAGCGUUAUCCUCACAACGGCAAGCUGCUCCGUUGUUACGGCAAGUUCCUGGAAGAUGUACGGCAUGACCCGGUGUCGGCGGCUCGGGCUUAUGCGGAUGCAGCGCGAAAUGGAGGUGGUGAUGGGUUGCUUUCCUUAGAUCUGAAGAUUACCGGCAGCGACAAGCCCGAGUUCCUAGCUUCCAUGGACCUCCACGACGAUGCGUGUAUCGUUAUUAAUGCGGAGGGGAAGAUACUCAUGGUCAAUGCGUGUGUCACGGACCUGCUGGGGUAUCCCCGGUCAGAACUAGAGGGCUCCAAUGUAUCCAUGAUUAUGCCGCAGCCCUUCUCCAGUCGUCACACGGGGUACAUAAGCAGAUACGUGCAGGGCGGUGAGCCCCACAUCCUGGACACGGUCAGAGACGUGGUGGCGCUACACAAGGACCGUUACGUGUUCCCGUUGCAGCUUUGCGUCACAAAGCUUUCAGGAGUGGGAACCGACGCCAUCUUCCUGGGCCUCCUGCGUCCGCAGCCUCUGGACAGCCGCAACAUGCGGGCCUGGGUGGCGCCCAACGGCGUCAUCCUGUGCACUGACCCGCAGUUCUCAAGUCUGACCGGGCUGCUGGGGGAGGAAAUGGUUGGCCGCAACUUCCGGACCCUCUGCACCGACAUUGCCGCUGUGGACGCGAUGUUGGAGAGCUGCCGUACCGCGCCGUACGAACAACUCGUGGCGGGCGAAAUCAGUUUCAACCUUGAAAUGGCGCACAGGUACCUUCCGCCGAUGCCCGUGCGUAUAACCGUCAAGCCAGGUGGCACGGACUCACAACGAAUUUUCGUCAUGAACGCACAGCGCGUCUGCAACGCCGACACAGGUUUCGGCGGCGGCGGUUCCUCGGAGUCCGCGUCUGCGCCUUUCUUCUCAUCGUCGUCGUCGUCUUCGUCGUGUUCUGAGGGCCUUAUUGUGGUCGAUGCACGCGGUGGGCUGGUGUUUGCAACAUGGGAUGUUGCAGCCAUGCUGGGCUAUCCAAUGCGCUCCUUUUUGAGGUUGCGAUUGGAACAGCUUCUUCCGGAGCCCUUCGCCACGUUGCACGUCGGCAAAUAUCUGCGGGAGGCUCCCGCCACGAUACCCCCCGUAAGCUGCCGGGCUGGGCGCCUGGUGCACCUGGUCAACAGCAACGGCGCCCAGGUUAAUAAGGUUGACACCAACAAUGACAUUGCGCUGCAUGCGGAUAGACGGCUUGUGUUGACAUGUUCCAUGGACGGGUCCAUUGUCUUUGUGGAUCAGCCGUCAUCUGCGCUUUUUGGAUUCUCGGCCUCAGCGUGUGUUGGAUCAAAUCUCGCCGACUGCAUUGAUGUUUUUUCGGAGUGGCGCACCAAGGCAGGCGCCCAUCAGACGGAACUGCUGCUACUGAGCCUACUUGAUAAGGAAGCAGAGAUGCCGGGUACCAGUUGGCGUGUCAAGGUGCACAGCCCCGAAACUGCAGAGGAUGGGGAGCUCCGGAACCUGCCGCCGAGUGGAAAUGUGGAUGCCAAGGUGCCAACACGAAGACCCGUGGGUCGCUCCGCCUGCCUCCAGACCGAGCUCGUGGAGACGGUGCAGGACGAGAGAAACAGGGGCAGCGGCGGCGGUGGUGGGUUCAAUGGUGGCGGUGGCGGUGGUGGUGGUGCACAGGCGAGCGGCAGCCACGCGGGCUCAUUCACGGAAGCGGUGGGCGCCGCCGUCAAAAGUGGCGCUGUUGUCAACAGUAGCGGUGGCGGUGGCACCCAGAAGAUUCUCGCUCGGAUCAUUCUAUGGCGACGUGAUAUCCUGACUGGCACAGUUGAGCUGGACGAGCAGCUUGUGGUACGGAAGGCAGACAUCAGUACUGGGCUCAUUGUGGGGCUACCACCGUCAAGCCUGCCAAAAAUGCCGCUCAGCAGAUCCCACAAGCCGUCUGCGCUCAAGGGUAGCACUACAGCUGUGGUAUCGGAGCCCAAAGCCUUUAUCGGUCCACAUCCCGACGGUGGCACCAUGCGCAUCAUCCUGCAGGGUGUCAGCAGCCUGGGCAGCAGCAGCGGCCGCAUCCUGGUCACGCUCCACCCGGAUACAUCCUACGUGGGCGCCAGGGCCAACUUGUACCGGGCACUGGGGCUGGAAGCCAUCAUUCACAAUCAACAGCAGCAACAGAGCCAACAGCCGGGGCAGCAAGGGAGGAACCCAGACGAGCGCCUGCCGCUACAGCGCCCUACUCCGCGUGCGGUGCUGCCCCGCUCAGAUUCAGUUGCCAACCCACGGGUCGGCCCCGCCGCCGCUACUUCCACAACCGAUCCAUGGGGCGGCGGUGCUGCAGCGCCGGCCGUAGCCGGUGCCGCAGCUCCCGGCGCCGUCGCAGCCGACGCUGCAAAGCCAAGCACCCUCUGUGAUGUAGCGGGCUUGGGGGCUGGAGGCGGGGUUGCUACGCAAGCUGGCGGCGGGUACAGCGCCCGGGAUGACUCGUCGGGCUCCCAGUCGCCCUGGUCCUGA